CCCAUUGUCCUUUGUCUCCUGGGAAUGUGUCAACGACAUGUCACAUCAGUCUCCUAACAAAAGCCCCAGUGCCAAAGGAAGGAGAGGUUGGCUUACCCGCUAUGACGAUAAGAUGCUCAGCAGAAAUAGACUGAAAGGAGUAUUUACAGAAGAACUGCUGGUGAUCAAUACUGAAGGCUUUGGCACAAGGACGUAUAUUGAAUUCCCAGACUAACAUCAAACCAUGGAUCCGUCUCUGUGAAGUCUAUCCCAGACGUGUCUCCUGCGUUGGGGCAGUAAUUAUGGCUCCCCACCACUCCCUGGGCUGCCUGUGGAUAAUGCUGGUGGUCACAUGUCUCCCUGGGGCUCUGGAGAAGUGCAUCUUUGAUGAGGUUCAGCAGUCAGUCACAGUGGUCACUACAUCCACUGAUCCACAGAGAGCUAACAGGAAGCUUAGGGAGCUGUCCCCGACCACACACCCUCCACAGCCAAUCAGGAUUCACACCUGGGUUCCGAGGGAGAGCCCCACCCUUUCUGAGGUGGAGAGAGAGAGGCUGGAGCCAUCAGUCAGGGAAGCUGUGGCCAUCGUGUCCAGCAUCCUGUCAGUGAACAGAGUCCCUGGCCGGUUUCUGCUCAGUAGAGACAUCUACAAAUACUGCAAAUUCCUCUGGAGGAACGCCACUGCUGUCAACUAUAACAGGUGUGGCCGAGCCAAUGAGAAGUACAGGAGUGAGACGUGCCUUGAUGUGGUUAUCCCAGAUGACCAUCUGAGUGGCUGUGCCGUUUACCCAGAGCCUAAUGCACCAACCGUGACGGUAUUAAGGUCAGAGGGGCCGGGGCUUCCUGACACAGACUUCCUGCUUUACCUGCACACACAGAGCACUGACAAGUGUCGAGCAGAGGUGAGAGGUCACUACAUAAUGUAAAGUCCACUGUUAAUCUGUUCAGUUAUGGUUCAUACUGAGGUGAGAGGUCACUAUAUAAUGUAAUGUCCACUGUUAAUCUGUUCAGUAAUGGUUCAUACAGAUCCAGGGUAAAAUAUCCAUACCGUACCCUCACCAAGAAUCGGGUAAUAUAAUCAAUAUAGUCAUUCAGAUUUUAAGGUAUUUUGCCUGUCAGUGUAUUAAUCCUUCCUGUUGACUGUUCACACAUCCCAGCCCAGUGUGUUGGCC
This is a messenger RNA of Esox lucius (northern pike), 1151 nucleotides long. Its product is annotated as leishmanolysin-like peptidase 2. The coding region runs from base 282 to 905 and encodes 207 amino acids. The transcript has 7 exons. The record is from RefSeq and is a predicted model, not a curated record. Lineage: Eukaryota; Metazoa; Chordata; Actinopteri; Esociformes; Esocidae.